AGAAAGAAAGAAACAAAGUUGUCGACCGUGCUAUGCACACGGGGAGGGAUUUUAUUUAUCUCGAGCAAGUCGUUUAGUCCAGCACUGGUCUGCUGGGAUGUAACCGUAACGGCGCACCGGUUCCCCUCACUUCCGUCUCUCUCUCCAAACUUCUCCGCUACUUUUCCGCCGAGUCCCGGACAGGAUUUCUCCUUUGAAAAACGGGAAUGAUAAAAGCAGUCGAGCACAGGCGGAUGGACGAAGGGACUCAGGAGUCUAUGUGUGUUUCCUGUUGCCUGAGUUAAAGUUAAACAUGUUAUUUUUUCUUCACGAGCACAUUGUGCGCUGAGAUGAAUGGCACAAGUCGGGUGAGUCCACUAUCUGUGCACAAACGGAUUUAUUUCCCUGUCUACACUGGACCCACAUGAAGUGGUGGUAGCCUGCAUCCCCGCUGAAGCUCUCUGCUUUGUGUUUUUAAAAAAAAAGAAAUUCAAACGGAGAGACACCCCCCCCCCCCACACACACACACACACACCGCACUGGAUAACCAAGCUAUCAAACUGACUUUACUGAAGUGUAUUUGGGACAGUUUAACGAAGAGUGAAGAUGCAGAUGUGGAGCCACAUGAGGGUCCACAAAGGAGGCCCUCCGCGACCAUAGGUCACGCCGAAGUGUCCUGGAUGUAUGUUUCUCCUGUUUCCUGGCUGGAUUGACUUGAACUAUUAGUAAUUGUGUAAUAAUCCAAUGGAUUCUUCCUCACCACAGCCUACCUGUGCCUGUGGGUUUUCCACAUGAGGGCAAACCAGAUGACUCGGAGGACUUAAGUCAUGGGGAGCUGUACGACUUGACUGCCCAGACAGGUUAAAAACACGAGAAGGCUUCAUCAUGGACAGGUUAUUGGAGAAGUUAAAGAUAACGGACUCGGGCAGUGUGAAAUUCAACAGUAAGAAAAAACAUGACUCUGCCAACAACUCUAAUAACAGCAACGCCAACACUGGCAUCUCCGGAGGCAGCGGUCUGCCACCAGCUCCCAGCUCUGCAGCUGCCUCGCCCUCAAGACCCGGCCAGUUCUCGCUUGCCUCUGCAACCACAAGUGAUGCAUGUGUUCCAGCGAGUGGGAGAGGAGGAGGAGGAGGAGGAGGGAUGGGAAUGCCUCCCUCUCAGAUCCUCACCCCACCGCAAUCUUCCUCCUCGGUGGGUGCCAUACCUCAAGAUGGCGAGCAGCCACCUCACCCUUCCACCUUGGCACCACUGAGGCGUCGCUCCCCACAGCAGCGAGCUUCCUGUUACCUGGGCGAAGGCGUGGAUUUCCACCUGAGGCGUGAGUCAGGCCUGGGCCCAGAGUGUGACUUUCUGGGAGCGUUUGGCUCCAAGACGUCCCUCAAUCAACGGCGCUACUCCCUGGAGCUCCAGCAGCUGGUCAGACGACAGCAGCUCCUCUCCCAGCCGCCGCUACCCUCUGGUCCCCCGCCGUACCCUGCUUCCUCGGGCUAUGGGUCGGCUCCCAGAGGUGGUGGAGGUUGCCUGGCAGAGCCUGGCUAUCUCUCCGAGCCGGAGAGGCACAAACGCCUCUCUCUCCAGGAGGCUCUGUUCUACAAACGCCUGAGCACGGGCAGUGAACUGUGGGAGAACCCCAGGCCUGCAUCGCUCUCUCAUCCGCCACAUCGCACAUCUGAUGUGACCGGAGGUGUAGGAGGGGGCUUCUUUUAUCCGCCAGGACCUACCCUGAGCCCAUGCUCGUCAUUCAGCCUCCAGGAGUCGGUGCUGGUCAGCCCCAGGUCCAGCUUCGCCUCCAGCACGGCCAGCGGCGGCGGGGGAAGCCCCAUGGGGAGCCGCUGCAGCAGCAACCGGACCAGUGGCAUCAGCUUGGGCUACGACUCUCGCUACUCCGCCUCUGGAGGAUUCCCCCCACAGCAGCAAUCCCCCUCCAUGCAGACAGGGGGCUCUGCGGCUGGUUAUGGAGCUCAAGGCAGGGCCGGGGUGACCCCUGUGGAGGCCUGGACUCAAUACCUGGAGGGAGGGAUGCGUCCAGGGGCAUACGAUAGCCGACACUCCUACCCACCUGCUGUUGGAAGUCCAGGAGCAGCGUGCUUCCAGGCUGGCCCAGAGUGGUGGGUAGAGCAGCAGGCGGGAGUGAGAGGCAAAGAGGGGGGUGGGAUGGGAGACAGGGCCCGAUACUCAGACCUGCCGGGCACCCGGUACCAGGAAGAGCUCACCAGACUUCUCCUGAGAGAUGCUGCGCUGGCAGGUGGGGGGCUCAUGGAUGGCUUGAUGCUGAAGGAGCAGCCUCUGGCCCUGACGGCUCUUUCCAAACCGAACACGACAACGAUGGGGCCUUGCUCAGCCGGAGGGCCGCUCAAACCUCAGGAGGAUCCAGGUGGAGUCGGACCUGGGAGGGAGGCCGUGGAGAACCGCCAGGAGUUCUUUGGAACCUGUGUGAAGUGUGGGAAAGGCGUGUACGGGGCGGAUAAUGCCUGCCAGGCGCUGGAUAGCCUCUAUCACACACGCUGCUUCACCUGUGUGUCCUGUGGACGCACCCUGAGAAACAAGGACUUCUACAAUGUCAGUGGCUCUGUGUACUGUAAAGAGGAUUACAUGUUUUCAGGAUUCCAGGCUGCUGCUGAGAAGUGUAGUGUGUGUGGUCACCUUAUUCUCGAACAGAUCCUGCAGGCUCUCGGGAACUCGUACCAUCCCGGCUGUUUCCGCUGCGUGGUGUGCUCCAAGGCUCUGGAUGGGGUUCCUUUCACCGUGGACCAUCACAGCAACAUCUACUGCGUGGCAGACUACAACAAGACUUUUGCCCCGAAGUGCGCCGCCUGUUUACAACCCAUCUUACCUACUGAGGGCAGUGAAGAGAUCCUCCGGGUCGUGUCUAUGAACAAGGACUAUCACUUUGAGUGCUACCACUGUGAGGAGUGUGGUAAGCAGCUCUCUGAUAAGCCUGGCUCGCAGUGCUUCCCUCUGGACUCUCAUCUCCUCUGCCACUCCUGUCACAUGAGCAGAGCGUGCGACACACACAACAUUCCCCCUCACAACACACACUGAUCAGCGCCUAUGCAGCUGUGGAUGUUUUGAAAAAGCUGAUCUUAACAUGCUGUCAUUCCCUAAUUUGCUCAGUAAUGCGUCUUUUUCUGAAGAUGAAACUGCUGAUAUCCAGACAUUUCCACUGAUUCACUUUCUUUGUGUCUUUGGAUCAGACCCUUGUCACAUGUACUGCCUGCUGUACUAUUACUGUACCAUAGUUAUAAGGGAACGGGAAAGAAACUACUGCUUUUUUUUUUUUUUUACCCCAAUGUGGCUACUGUUUGCUGUAGAAGAACAAGGGAUUUUGCUAAACUGUUUUGUACAUAUAUUAUCGCUAGCAAACAUUUUGCACUUAAAUUUGACUUUACUGUAAGAGAUUUGUUACGUGAAUCUGUACAAUUUGGGGAAAAACAUUACUGUAAUUUCUGUAUGUGGUAAUAAAUAUUUUCAUUUGUGUUCAGAUAAUGGUCUAACAUCCAAUAUAUUUAAACACGGCAACUCGUCAGGUCACGAUGCCUCAAGCAAAAACAUUCACAGAGAGGCGGAUAACCAAUUUAAAUUUAUUUAAUUCUUUUAAAUUCUCAGUACAUUCAGCACUUGAAGGGAGGGGGAGAAAAAAAUAGCAACAAUCUUACUGUUUAGAACUAAAAACAUAAAAUUAAAAAUAUUAAAAUUGUAACCAUUACACUAUGAGAAGGUAAACUUGCUAUUUGUAGCUCCUCUUUAAAUAUAUAUAUGAUUGAAGGGUCAGGAGGGAUUUUCAAUACAGGGAGGAUCAACUUCCUGUAAUUAUUACAGAAUAAAUGACGUGACAAGAAUUUUAUAUCUUCCCCUUCUCCACUCCAAACACAUCCACUAAAGACAAACUGGGGCGUGUCUCCUGCAUCACCACAACACAUAACAUCUCUUCCUAUCGCACACUUUUCUAGGUUACAGUGUUGAGACUUCAGUACCAGUUGCAUCUUCGUGGGAGAUGAAGGUUAUUACUCGCACAAACGUCACCUGCUGUAACACACAACAACCCU
This is a messenger RNA of Cottoperca gobio, 4028 nucleotides long. RefSeq names its product ajuba LIM protein (gene ajuba). Gene Ontology annotation, molecular function: transcription corepressor activity. Gene Ontology annotation, biological process: regulation of DNA-templated transcription; response to hypoxia; cytoskeleton organization. The record is from RefSeq and is a predicted model, not a curated record. Lineage: Eukaryota; Metazoa; Chordata; Actinopteri; Perciformes; Bovichtidae. Gene Ontology annotation, cellular component: P-body; nucleus; transcription regulator complex.